Messenger RNA from Leptinotarsa decemlineata (Colorado potato beetle), 511 nucleotides. RefSeq names its product malonyl-CoA-acyl carrier protein transacylase beg (gene beg). The record is from RefSeq and is a predicted model, not a curated record. Gene Ontology annotation, molecular function: transferase activity. Lineage: Eukaryota; Metazoa; Arthropoda; Insecta; Coleoptera; Chrysomelidae.
UACCAGCAAUGGAAACAUUUCAAAAAUCGCUGGAGAAAACAAGAAUUGAGGAUCCUGCCAUCAGUGUCUAUUCUAAUGUAACUGGGAAGAAGUACAAACAUGGUUAUGAUAUUAGAAAAAAUCUUCCCAAACAGAUAGUCUACCCGGUGAAAUGGGAGCAAAUUCUCCACGCCAUUUAUGAGAGGGACCAGGGUGCGUACUUUCCAAGAACUUUCGAAAUUGGACCUGGAAGUACCCUAACAACCAUUUUGAAGCAAGUCAAUGCAAAAGCCUAUGAACAAGCUUUUAAUGUCAGAGCGUGACAGAAUAUUUUUGAAGUUUCUUAGGCAAAUGUUCCGGUCAUCAUGAAGGAUGAAUGGGAUGAAUCAGGUGUCUCUGGAAUUGAGAAAGAGCGAAUAUAAUAUUGGAGAAUCAUCAUUGUCGAAGAUAGCAGUAAAGAAUUUAAAGUGAAGGUCUUUUUAUAUAUACCUUGUCACACCAAUUAGUUUGCAAUUACAAAAGUAGUAACGAA